AUGUUGAAAGCUUUAGUUUGUUUAUUAUUCGUUGGAUACGCUUCUCCGAUGGAUGGCAAUCAACAAACCAAAUUACCUCAAGCUCAAUCUUCAAUUUUCACUUCGCAAGUUAUCAGCUAUAGUGGGGGGAACUCACAAUACCAAAACAACCAUGACAUCUUUCACGCUCUCCUUGUCGAGCAAACACCUGAGGGUAGUUUGAGGAGUAAGUUUCAAACUGAUAACGAGUUUCAAGCUCAGGGGACAAAGAAGGAGACAAAAGUGAGCACCCCGAAAUGGCGUCUUGGUGCUGGUGCAUUUUUAAACAAGGAAAUCGACGAGGGUUCCACCGAAAAGGAAACCACAUUUAUCCCCACUAUAAUCGAACUGAAAUCAUCCGGUCCGGAAUCUGACUCGAACUCAGACUGGGAUUCUGAUUGUGAUUCAUCAUCGGAAAGUGAUAACAAGAAGAAGAAAAAGACGUUCAAAUUAUUUAGUUUAGAGGAUGUGACUGUUACCGACGAAGAGGAUCAGAAAAUGGUUAUUGAGAAAAGUGUGAAUUCAGGUAAUUUUACAGCUAUCAACUACGCCAAUAUUAGCAAUUCGGACCCCAUUGACGCAAUGCUUGAUUCCAAAGCGUUCAUAUUGCAAUUUAGUACUCUCGCUUAUAUAAUUUCGUGCAGUAUCUAUCUCUUCUUAAUAUAA
Lodderomyces orthopsilosis Co 90-125 is the source of this 684-nucleotide messenger RNA. RefSeq lists its product as uncharacterized. The record is from RefSeq and is a predicted model, not a curated record. NCBI's taxonomy places the organism in Eukaryota, Fungi, Ascomycota, Pichiomycetes, Serinales, Debaryomycetaceae. The transcript has a single exon. Bases 1 to 684 code for a protein of 227 amino acids.